CUGGCUACGAGGUGCCCAGGAGGGGAGCUGGGGAGACAGGGCGCAGGAGGGCACAGGAUGUCCACACAGAAAGCUGUGCGGCUGUCCCUGAAGAAGCCCACCUACGCAGUGUGUGUGGUGGGCGUCAAGACGUAUGUGGAUGUUCGCAGCGAUGUGCCGAAGGGCGCCAAGACCUUUGGGGUUUCUGGGAGCUCCGGGGUAGAGAUCUUUAUGGUCCACGACCCGGCAAGAGUGACAGAGCCUACAGGCAAGUCCCACUGGCCCCUGGAUGCCAACGUGGAUGUGACUGUAUCCGUGGACACAGCCAGUAAAGACUUAAAUGAUCUCAAGGUGAAGGUCUCCUACUUCGGGCAGGGUGAGGACAGUGCCCUGGGCCACAGCGAGCUCUACCUCACGGGCGUCGACAUCUCCCUCGAUGUGGACACAGGCCGCCAGGGCAAGGUAAAGAGGAGCCGAGGUGACAAGAAAACCUGGCGCUGGGGCCCUGAGGGCUAUGGGGCUAUCCUGCUGGUGAAUUGUGACAGGGAUAGUCCCAGGUCCAGCGGGCUUGACCUUGCCAGCAUCCAGCUGACGUCACUGGAUGACCUGAAGGACAUGUCCCCAAUGGUGCUGACCUGCGACGGCCCCGACAAGCUCUUUGACAACCACAAGCUGGUCAUGAAAAUGCCGUUUUCUGAUUCCAGAAGAGUGGGGGUCUUCUGUGCUCGGGGUGGGAAUUCCCUCUCAAACUACAAGCAGGUGCUGGGCCCCCAGCAUCUGUUCUACGAAGUCGAGCGGCAGCCAGGGGAGCGCAAGAUCAGCUUCUACGUGGAGGGGCUCGCCUUCCCCGACGCUGAUUUCUCGGGGCUGGUCUCUCUCAGCAUCAAUUUGGUGGACAAGGCGACCCUGCUCGAGGUACUCAUCUUCACAGACACUGUGGUCUUCCGCGUGGCCCCCUGGAUCAUGACCCCCAACACCCAGCUGCCCCUGGAGCUGUAUGUGUGCAGCGUGAGAGACCCUCACAGUUCGAAUGAGAAAUUUCUGAGGGACUUGUCUGACCUGGUGUUGAAAGCCAACUGCAAGAUGAUCACCUGCCCUUGGAAUGAAAAUCAAAAUGACCGCUGGAUACAGGACGAGAUAGAAUUUGGCUAUGUGGAGGCGCCUCACAAGUCCUUCCCAGUGGUCUUCGACUCCCCCCGAGACAGAGGGCUGAAGGACUUCUAUAAGAAGAUCUUGGGUCCCGAUUUUGGAUACGUAACCAAGGAAAUCCUGCUCGCUGGCGCCUCCGGCCUUGACUCCUUCGGCAACCUGGACGUCAGCCCACCGGUGACGGUGGGCGGCAAGGAGUACCCCCUGGGCCGGAUCCUCAUUGGCAGCAGCUUCCCCAAGUCAGGUGGGCGGCGAAUGGCCAAGGUGGUGUGUGACUUCCUGAAGGCACAGCAGGUCCAGGCGCCUGUGGAGCUCUACUCGGACUGGCUCUCUGUGGGGCACGUGGAUGAGUUCCUGAGCUUUGUACCCACCUCCGACCAAAAGGGUUUCCGGCUGCUCCUGGCGAGCCCCAGGGUUUGCCUUAAACUGUUCCAAGAGAAGAAAGAGGAGGGCCAUGGGGAGGCAGCCCAGUUUGACGGGGUAGAGCACCAGGUGAAGAGAAGCAUUAACGAAAUGCUGGCAGACAGACGCCUCCAGAGAGACAGUCUCCAUGUACAGAGCUGCAUCGACUGGAACCGGGAGGUGCUGAAGCGGGAGCUGGGCCUGACGGAGCGGGACAUCGUGGACGUCCCCCAGCUCUUCUACCGGCAGGGCUCCUACGCAGAAGCCUUUUUCCCCAACAUGGUCAAUAUGGUGGUGCUGGGCAAGCACCUGGGCAUCCCCAAGCCCUUCGGGCCCAUCAUCCACGGCCGCUGCUGCCUGGAGGAGAAGGUGCGGGCCCUGCUGGAGCCGCUGGGCCUCCACUGCACCUUCAUCGACGACUUCUUGUCCUACCACAAGCUGCUCGGGGAGGUCCACUGCGGGACCAAUGUGCGCAGGCAGCCCUUCUCCUUCAAGUGGUGGCACAUGGUGCCCUGAGCCUGUCCCCCACUGGCGUCCUCUCUGCCCACCUGUCGGGAACCCCGCCAGAGUGAGAGCAAGGAACCUCUUCCUGGCCUCCAUCCUCUUGGGGGAGGCUUGGGCACCUCCCCAAGUGCCUGAAAACGUGCUGGCCACUGUGGGCACUGGGACACAGGGAUGGACACCACACAGCCUCACCUCUGGAGUGGCCUAUGCAGCCCAAGAAGGUCCAGCCUCAUUCUUUCCUCUCCUCCUCUCCGUCCACAAUGCCCAGAAGUUCUGCAGAAGAUCAACAGCUCUAGCAUGUUCAAGGAUGGUCACGCGUGGCCUCCUGGGAUGGAUCCCCCUGUGUCCUGGCAGGCCCUUUGUGUUGGCACCAGGAAUGGGACCCAGGGAGCCUGGGCUCUUGUGUGAGGGCCCUGGAUCCCUCAUACCAGAGCCACCUGUGGCUCCUGUAAGACCAGGAAGGGGUCUCCCCCCGAGGUUCCUUCUUCCCUCCUGGCUACCUUCUCCUGCGGGGCACCCCCAGGCUGGGACUCCCAGAACCCUCAGCCACGUUUACAUGGGUAAAUAAGGACAGGGGAACCCCGCUUCAGAGGGACUGCUUUGAAAAGAAAAAAAGCCACAAAAUCCCUUUAAUACCCGACUCUGUCCUCAGAAGGGUGCUUGUUAUCUGUUUGGAAAGCCUUUAAUUACGAGCGCUGACUACUUCCAGCUCCAAGAGGCUACAAAGCCGAAGCAAGGCCUGGGAGGACAGCAAAGGAAGGAGGGCCCAGCAGGAGCAGGGACGCCAGGAUGGCAGAGGAGGCCGGGGCCUGGCUUCUGCAUCUUAGGGCUCCUGGGCCUUGGAUUCUGUCCCCUGGAUGUGAAAGCAGCUGGCUGUUCCAGAUGUGGCAGGGGGUGGGGGCCCAGAUGUUAGAAGAGGGUGGAGGGCUAUUAUCUCUGCAGGUGAGGUUUAAUUUCCUUUAAUAGUCUGUAAUUAUUCCCCUUCCUUCUGCAGGCGGUGGGAGGGGAAGGUUCACCUGGUCUCUCUCAGCAACCCAAGACCUGGAGUAUAGCUUGGGUUUCACCUGUGAGCAAACCCCCGUGACAGCCCUGUGUCCCUUCCCAGAGAAGGGAAGAUAGAGCCGCCACAGGGUUUGGUAGUCCAGCCCCGGGGGAGGUCACCGGGAUGUGCACGGGCAGGCAGGCUUGGCCAGUGCAGGGUGAGAGGUGGCCCUUGCCUCAGACAGGUGUGGGCAGCAGGGAGCAGGCCUGUCCUCUUUCUCCCACUGCUUGUGGGGGCCUUCACCUUCUGGGUUUUCAGUGGCCCCUGGAGAGACCAGAUUGAGCCGGCUGCUGUUUCACUCUGCUGGAACACUUAGUAAUCAGAUGCUUACAUGUAAACCCAACCUAGAAAACCAAUCAGAAUGGAACUGCUCUGGUGUAAGGUGACGAGGGCAGUGUACCUGAAUCCUCCCCUUCCAGAAGGCUCUGUGGAACCCCACUUGCAAGCCCCUGGUCUAGCUGCUCACUUCGUGGUCAUAAUCAGGAGGAAACCUAGACUGAGUCAAGAAGAGGAGGAAGAUCUUCAGGGGCCGAGGGCGUGCGGCUGGGGUUGGGACUCCCCAGGGACAGGGCAGAGAGGGGAGGGGGCAUCGCAGAGCGAUGGGGAGGGUGGGGCGCAAGUCUUCUCAAGUGGCAGGAAGUGCUGGCAUUGCUGGAAUUGCUGCUGGGGCUGUUGGGGGACCCUGAUGUCCCCUCUGACAAUGUUCUGGGUGACUGGUCACCUUUCCGAUGAAUAUAAAUGUCAACAUGCAUUUCUUCAA
Artibeus jamaicensis (Jamaican fruit-eating bat) is the source of this 3836-nucleotide messenger RNA. It is a transcript of the gene PADI1, whose product is annotated as peptidyl arginine deiminase 1. Gene Ontology annotation, molecular function: calcium ion binding; protein-arginine deiminase activity. Bases 58 to 2046 code for a protein of 662 amino acids. The record is from RefSeq and is a predicted model, not a curated record. NCBI's taxonomy places the organism in Eukaryota, Metazoa, Chordata, Mammalia, Chiroptera, Phyllostomidae. The transcript is spliced from 16 exons. Gene Ontology annotation, cellular component: cytoplasm.